UCAACACAAAUUUAUCUUUUGUGGGAUCACAUAUAAUGUUGUCGACCCUGCAAGAGAUCUUUCAAGAUGGCUUCGUCUGGUAAAAAGAGCAAAAAAAUGAAGGGCAAAACCCUGGGUUUGACAGAAUUCUUAGCUGAUGGUGCAUCAGGUCCAGGUGCUAGUCAGACAGUGGUUACACGGAAGUCAUCAAAUUGGGCUGAUGAUGUUGAGAAUGAAGAUGAAUAUUUUGAUAUGGGUCGCAAGGAGAAGGUCAUUCUGCCAACAGCUCCAAGAGCCACACGGAGCCCUGAUCUAGAUGAUGAGAAAGUCCCGAAAGUUCCGCCAUUUUUGGCAUAUAUUUCCAACUUGUCAUAUGAUGUAGAAGAAAGUGACAUCUCAAACUUCUUUAGGAAUUUAGAGGUUACAAAUAUUCGCCUCCCUCGAGAUGAACGCAAGCCAAAGGGUUUUGGCUAUGUUGAGUUUGGAAGCCGCAGCAGCCUUAUCAGUGCCCUCACAAUGGUUGACACAACAGUGAAGAGUAGACGUAUGCGCAUAGAAGUAGCAGAAAACAGUGACAGUGAUCGGAGAGGUCGAGGUGGUCGUGAUAGAGGUGACAUGAACCGAGAUCGACCAGAUGGACCAGAUAGAACGUUGGGUGAUUGGCGUUCGCGACCAAGGGAAGAACCGGUGGCUGAUCCUGACAGUGACAGAGGUGGUAGUGCAAGGGAGAGAGAUGGUGGUUAUGAUCGAAGAGGGCCAGGUCGCCGUGAUUUUGGCAGUGGUGGAUUCAGAGAGAGUUAUGGCGAUAAGGAUCGUGGUUAUGAUAACCGCGAUGGCUUUGGGGAUCGUGGAAGAUUCGGAGGAGACAGGGAUGGCUAUGGAGACAGGGAUAGGUUUUCCAGUCGACGUGGUGGCGAUCGAGAUAGGGAUUUUGGUGGCAGGAGUGGUUUUGGUUCACGCAAGACAUACGGAGCUGGAUCUGAUUACGAGAAGGAGGGUGGCAGUGGAUUUAGAGGCAGAGAUGAUGGACCUCCUCCAGAAAGAGAGCCUAGGAGUCGGCCACGGCUCGUUUUACAGCCUCGCAGUAAACCUGAAGAACCUGCUGCCACACAGGCGUCGCAGGCCUCCAUCUUUGGAGGUGCAAAACCUGUUGACACAGCAGCACGAGAGAAGGAGAUAGAGGAGAGACUUGAGAAGGAAAAGGAGAAAGGAGAAAUCUCACGGCCUCCUCCCAGAGAUACGCGAACCGAAGACAACAGGCGGGAGGAGCGUGCCAGCAGGCCCAACUGUCAGUUGCGUGGUCCUCCCACAUCCACACACUCGCAUGAGAGGUCAAAGAGUGGAAGUGAAUGUGGUGACCGAGAUGAUGAUGGUCCAGCUGAGAAGCCUUCCACUCCACGAAAAAUGGAGCCAGCUCCACCACCAAAGGAGAAUGUUUGGGUGCGCAGGUCACAGCAGAAUCAAGGCCUACGUAACAAUGAUCCUUCGGAGGGAAAUGACCGUGAGAGUCCACAUAGCGAUGGUUCAGAUCACGAGCAGGAGCAACGUGGAAGUCGACAGGAUUCGCCACAGAGACAACAGACCCAAAGGUCUGAAUCUCCCCAGAAAUACCGUGAACCUGGUGACUCUGAGAGAAGAACGCAGUCCACCCGUGGUACCCCACGUAGGCAGUACGAGCGAGAUGACAGAGGAGGACGAGGCCAUACAUCCAGAGGGGGUGGGUCUGCCAGGGGCGGAGAGAGGCAAAGGGGAGGUCGAGGGGAUGGCAGGCCACUCGCUGACAGAGAGCACAAGCGUGAUGGUGGCCCACAAGAUGAAUUAGGUCGCAUGCCAAAAUACCGGGAACACGAGACUCCUAAUUUUGCUGGCUCAAAUAAGUUUGCAUAUCUGCCAGAUGAAGAAGACCAAUUGGCAGAAGCAGAUUAAGAAUGGCUUUGUGGCCUACUCUGUACAGAAGGGCUGCUGCUAUACCAGCCAAAUGGUGAGGACGUGAUGUUUAGAGCAGUAAUAAGCUACCGUGGUUGGUGACUUUACUGUGGAAAUUUUGAUUGCUGCUUUUCUAAAAUUAGUUUUCAUAUAUGGGAAAUAGCACUUGUGUUACUUAUAUGUUACUCCCAGUAUGUGUUUCACAACACACUAAAACAGGAUUGGAGAUUUCAUUGCUACCAACAUUAUUGUUAUGUUGUAUAUAUAUCACGUAAUGUGGUUCUGUGUCCAGAAUUUGGAUUGUGGUGCUAGUUUUUGUUGUUUGAGUUUGUUGAAGACCAGUGCAAUCUGAUAUGCUCUGAUAAUUGAUUCUCUGUAAAGAAAAAAAUUGUUCAUACUCCAACCCUUAACCAUCAUUUUAAAUUCAGUCUUUCUCCACUAAAGCUUGUUGCCCCCCCUCCCCAAAGAGAAGUUACAAAAUUCCUGUUACCAUACCCAGUCACAUUUGGCCAGUUUUAUAACCGCACAAUUUUUAAAAUUUUGUCAGAUUAAUUUAUUACACUGAAGAAAUUUUGAGAUAUCACAUCUCAUCGCUUUCACAGAUUUCUAUAAAAUAGGAAUGUAUGAGACUGGUAUCAUGUAACAGGUUUUGGUGUGGUACAGUCAGUGGAAGAUCACGUGUGGGGAGAACAAUUACAUGCGUAGUAUUUCACAAUAUUUUAAUUCCUUGUCUUGGUGACAGUAGUUAUCAGUGAUGAAUGCCCUCUUGCCUAGAACCCACAAGGAAUGUUUUAUUAAGUAUAGCAACACCAUUGAAUAACUUUGGAAUCUUAUGUGCAGGAUUGCAAUCGCCUUCCUUUAGUGGCAGAUACAAAAUUCUUGGGAGUCAUCAGUGUGCCUGUUAGGUUUGUCUUUUAAUAAGGAAAGCCAACAAGGCUUCCAAGUCUGAUCUUUUCACUAUGCAGGACAAAGAUCACAUUUCUGUUGGUAAUUUUUUUUUUUUUAAAUUCAUACACUGAGGAAUGACAAUUUGUUAAUACUUGCAAGUUCUUGAGUUUGACACUUAGCCUUUUCGAUUUGGAAUGUGGUCUUUGUAUAGUGGCAUAGGAAGUUAUUGUUUUUAUGGGUUUUUACAGUAAGUAGCAUGUCUUUUGAAGUAAGGGUCAUUACAAUCUGUGAACAGCUGCCUCUCGCCAUAAAAUGCUCAUCACCUUCUGCACUGGUUAUCACCUACUCCGUAAUUGACACAAACAUUGGGAAGAAAAUCAGCUCAACAACUUUGAUGCCAUCAGCCUGCUGGAGAAUUUCCACGUGCACGUACCAUAAUCGUUGAACUGCGUUACGGAGACUGAAAACCGUUUUCGAUAUACUUAUAUAUAUAUAUAGCACAGUUUACUGCAAUAACAGUAAGUGGUGGUUAUGAAUGAUGUAAAUGUAUUUGUUAUGCAUUGCAUUAUAUUAGAAUACCAAAAGGACAUCUUGAGAAAAAAUAAGUCCAUUUGCAAAAGUAAUAUCAUGGAUUACAGUAUCAUCGGCCUAUCAUCACAAAUUAAUGUUGCUUUUUUGACUUGGUUUAUCUUGAAGAUGAAAUGCAUGCAGGCCAGAAAUUGACAGAUGAAAGCAUUUUUCAUAUAAUUAUGUAAAAAUUAUGACAUAUGUCUUAUGAUAAUAUAUCAAAAUGUCAGUGUUUAAUUAUGUGAUGCAGCUUUAAUUAUCUCAAUAUUCAGGACAUAAUUGUUGAGAGGGAGUCUUAAGGUAGUGAGUGCAAUUAUAGAUACACAAGUUAGCAUUUUUAUUAUAAUAUGGUAAUGAUGUUGAUAAUUUCUUUUGUGCCAUGUUAAUGGCACAGUUCAGUCUAUUGUUUAACCUGUAUGAAAUGAAAGAAUUAAAUUAUGUGACAACAAUCUUGGUGCCCAUGUUUGGCUUUGAGUUAGUAGGCCACAUAAGAAAUGCACGGGCCAGUAUCAGAAAACAAUUCAUAUAGUAAAUGUACAGAGUAUGUCUAGCAAAUGUGUUUGUACAGCCUCUUUGUUUUUCUUCACUUAAGAUUAAUCAAUUUUAAGAGUAUGCCUGAAAAGGAUGAAAAACAUAAAAUAAUUGGGGUGUAAAUUG
Zootermopsis nevadensis is the source of this 4017-nucleotide messenger RNA. RefSeq names its product eukaryotic translation initiation factor 4B (gene eIF4B). Gene Ontology annotation, molecular function: RNA binding. The record is from RefSeq and is a predicted model, not a curated record. NCBI's taxonomy places the organism in Eukaryota, Metazoa, Arthropoda, Insecta, Blattodea, Termopsidae.